Messenger RNA from Rubroshorea leprosula, 1493 nucleotides. The record is from the annotation of a GenBank genome assembly. Lineage: Eukaryota; Viridiplantae; Streptophyta; Magnoliopsida; Malvales; Dipterocarpaceae.
GCUCUUCCUCUUCCUCCCGACCCUCUGCAACCCGACGAGCUCCCCAGCUACUGCCACCCAUUUCUGGCCGGGAACACCGGUAAAACUUGGGGAUUUCUCCUUCUUUUCUUGUUCUAGAACACCUAUUAAACCCAGAAUUUUCCAGGUCUGCUCUCUUCCCUCUGCCGCGAGCUCCCUGUUGCUGGGUGGGUGAAAUUUUCGGUCAUUUUGGUUGCCGUGAGUUCCUCCAUUUCUUUUCCCCGUCAGCUUCCUUCCCAGCCGGACCCGGUGCUGCUGCCGAAAUUUUCUGGUACUUGAUUAUUCUGCACUCUAGCACUUGGGAUUAGUGUUCUGUUUGGUGUAAUUUGAGGUAAGUAAAUUAUGGUAAUGCCCUUUGAUUUUAAAACAUGUUUUAAAUUGUUUUUGAGAUGGUAGCAAGGUUUAAAUCAAUUUUAUCAGCAUCUGAAUUUGAGAAUGCCCACAUGAAAUUUUUCGGUUUAUUCUUGAAAUUGAGAUUAAUGGUGAAUUAUGGAUUUUCUAUAGAUUUUGCAUGGUUUUGUCUCUGAUAUAAUCAUGAUUACUGACGCCCGCUAAUGGGAGUUUAUAAAUGCUAGCACAUGUCGACAUAUAUUUCUGUAGAACUGGUUCAUCUUGCCAAUGGGGUUAAACAUUGGUUAUUACUGACGCCUGUCAGUGAGAGUUGUUAAACACUGGUACCAUUACUGACGCCUGCCAGUGGGAGUUUGUUAAACAUCGGUACUAUUACUGACGCCUGCAAGUAGGAGUUUGUUAAACACUGGCCAUGACUUAUAGAUGAGACUACGGAUGAGUUUUAUUAUGCAUGAAUGGUUUAUCAUUGAAAGUUCUGUUAUACUUACAUGGUUUAUCUGACAUGCUUAAAUUUUUUAUCAAAGGCUAUCCAUAUUUUACUUACUGAGAUAUUUUAUCUCACCUAGUUUUUCCUUGUCCACCAUUUCAGGUAGUGAUACCCGACACAUGGGGAGUCGGGGGAGUAACGAGCUAGACGGCUAGGCAUUAUUUUGGAUUUAGAUCUUUUGGAGUUAGGCCGCUAGUCUCACAGGGUUGACCCAAAUAACCAUUUUUGUGUACAGAGUUUCCUUGGUUAUAGCCAUAACUGUUUAUAAAUUGUUGUACAUCUUGACUAGUACAAUUUUUGGUAAUGGAAAGUUAGAUUUUACCUGAGUUUUUAGAUUCGAAUUAUCCAAUUCAAAAAUUAAGAACUUAGUAAGUUCGGAGCCUUGUGCAUUUGUGGGACCCUCUCAUAAGUGCACGGCGUCUGCCACGUUCCCGGAUUUGGGUUCUGGGACGUGACAGAUUUGUAGCAAGGAUUGUUUGGGUUUAUCUUGUAAAUUGGUGAGAUUUAAGUGGCUCCUUUAAGCCACCCUUGUUUUUGUUUGUGAAAAGUGUGGAGGAAAUCCUUGGUAAGUGAAAUCAAAGUAGAGUACUAGAUUUCAAGUGGUUGGAUCGAACUUCUAUAAAAUCAUUAUGCAAGC